GUAAUCUGAGGAAACUGGCCGGAAGUAGCCGGAAGAAACCCAGCCGCCAUAACUGGAGUGUUGCGCGUAUUUUCAUCAGUUCGUGUGUGUCUUGUCCGCGGAAUUAGCCCUUUUACAUUAUACUUUCUACUUUUUUCACGAUGUCGAGUGGGAAUACAUGUUCUGUAAUCAACUGCACCAACAGUGGUGUUAAAAUCCAGAUUUGGAAGAAAAAAGAAUGCGAAAUACACAAGCCUUUGCAACACCAAGAGUGUCCCUGCCUGUUGCCUUACAGUCUGCACCGAUUUCCUGGGCGCUCAGAGGAUCGAGAAGUUCGCCAAACGUGGGUGAAAAACAUCAACAGAAAGGACUUUGUUCCAAACGAUAACAGUAGGGUAUGUGGAAUACACUUCCUUGAUGGCAGACCAACCAAAGCGCACCCCUACCCAGUAUUGCACAUGGGAUAUGAACAUAACGGGAUUGUAUCCUCUGCCCGUGCCCCACCCAAAAGGAGAUGCCUUCAGCCUCUCACAGUCAACACCUCAAAGGUCAACUGCUGUGCUACUGAACCUGCAGAUAUAGAAGUGGAUCUCAAUAAUCAGGAGAAUAUGCCUCCACAGAAGUGUGACGUUGGCGUCCAGUGGCCAGACCACACAGACCACGACUACUCUUCAAAGAAAUCUACAAAAGACAGUGCAACACAAACUGAUCCUGCACCAUCAGUCUCAGCUUAUGACCUGGAUGACAAAGACUGCAGGUUUUUCACAGGCAUAGGUAUUGCUAGUUUUUGGCAGCUUUUGUGUGCCGUCACAGCUUUUCAGCCACAGAUUAAGUCCUUCAAGUUGGCAGUGCAUGAACAAUUGUUACUUGUUUUAAUGAGGCUUCGUCUUAGUUUGAUGUUCACAGACUUAGGAAAAAGGUUUGGAAUAAGUAGGAGCACAGCCUGUUUGUGGAGUUCUCCAUCCCACCUUCAGGAUGAGCUUCGAUCUGCAAUGGGUCCCAGUGAUGUGGAAAACGUUAUGUCUCAUGCCUGUGGCAAAGACAAGGAUUUCAAGCAUUACAGACCUGUGGCCCUGACAUCGCACAUCAUGUGGACCCCUCAGAGGCUUGUCCUGGAUGAGCUCUGGCCCAUGGUCCAGUCACAUAUGGAUCCACUCCAGUUGGCACACCAGCCCCAGCUCGGAGUUGAGGACUCCAUCCUUUACCUGCUGAACCAUCUACGCUCACCUGGACAAGCCAGCUAG
Messenger RNA from Melanotaenia boesemani (Boeseman's rainbowfish), 1223 nucleotides. RefSeq lists its product as uncharacterized. The transcript is spliced from 4 exons. Lineage: Eukaryota; Metazoa; Chordata; Actinopteri; Atheriniformes; Melanotaeniidae. The record is from RefSeq and is a predicted model, not a curated record. The coding region runs from base 141 to 1223 and encodes 360 amino acids.